Molecule: messenger RNA, 1110 nt
Organism: Quercus lobata
Lineage: Eukaryota; Viridiplantae; Streptophyta; Magnoliopsida; Fagales; Fagaceae
Product: GDSL esterase/lipase At4g16230-like
Exons: 5
Coding region: 1-1110 (369 amino acids)
Molecular function (GO): hydrolase activity, acting on ester bonds
Source: RefSeq, a predicted model, not a curated record
AUGGCUUUCAUCUUGAACAGACAAAUCAUUGGUGGGAUUGUGCCUGCAUUGUUGACAGUCUCAAUACUAGUGGAAAUAUGCUUCGCAAAAAAUGUUCCUGCUAUUUUUGUUUUCGGGGAUUCCUUGGUUGAUGUUGGAAAUAAUAACUACAUUUUGUCACUUGCCAAUGCUAAUUAUAUCCCUAAUGGGAUUGAUUUUGGAAUGGCAACAGGCCGAUUCACAAAUGGAAGAACAACUGUUGACAUUAUAGGUCAGGAAUUCGGUGUUAAAGACUACCUGCCUCCUUACUUGGCUCCCACUACAGCAGGAUCUGUGAUUCUGCAGGGUGUCAAUUAUGCUUCUGCUGGAGGUGGAAUUCUUAAUUACACUGGAAAGAUCUUGGGAGAUCGAAUCAACAUGGAUGCGCAAAUAGACAAUUUUGCAAACAGCAGGCAAGACAUAAUCUCAAACAUUGGAGCUCCUGCAGCACUAUCAUUGUUAGGAAAAGCAAUCUUCUUUGUUAUGAUGGGCUCAAAUGAUUUCAUCAAUAACUACCUGACACCUGUCAUCUCUGCUGCUGAGCAGAAGUUGAUCACCCCAGAAGUGUUUGUUGGCACCAUGAUUUCAAGAUUCAGACUACAACUUACGGGGCUUUACAAUUUGGGUGCUAGGAAGAUUAUUGUGGCAAAUGUUGGACCUAUAGGGUGUAUACCUUAUGUAAGGGAUACAAAUAUUCCAGCUGCAGGGGACAACUGUGUUAGUUUGGCAAAUCAGUUGGCUCAAUUAUUCAAUGCUGAGCUGAAAAGCCUUAUCAUAGACCUCAGUGCGAAUCUUCAGGAAUCAAAAUUUGCCUAUGCAGAUGUUCAUAGAAUCGUAGAAGAUAUCCUGCAAAACUACAUAUCCUAUGGUUUUGAAAAUGCGAAUUCCUCAUGCUGCAAUCUUGCUGGGCGCUUUGGGGGUUUGAUUCCAUGUGGUCCGCUCUCAAAAGUUUGUAGUGACAGAUCCAAGUAUGUGUUUUGGGAUAUGGCUCAUCCUACUGAAGCUGCUAAUUUUCUCAUUGCAAGGCGUCUCAUUGAUGGUGACACCAAUGACAUCACGCCUAUGAACCUUAGGCAAUUUGCUCGAUUGUGA